Messenger RNA from Macrosteles quadrilineatus (aster leafhopper), 1590 nucleotides. Its product is annotated as serine protease snake-like. Gene Ontology annotation, molecular function: serine-type endopeptidase activity. The coding region runs from base 31 to 1590 and encodes 519 amino acids. Gene Ontology annotation, biological process: proteolysis. The record is from RefSeq and is a predicted model, not a curated record. Lineage: Eukaryota; Metazoa; Arthropoda; Insecta; Hemiptera; Cicadellidae. The transcript has 10 exons.
CAGCCGGCGAGACCGGUCACCUCAGCUGUCAUGUUUUGUGUUAUAGUUACCACGUUCCUAGUUUUAUCUACAGCUUUAGCUCUUCACGCUUCUAGAUAUAAUUCAAUACCUCGACUUACAGAAUUUGGAAGGACAACAAAUUCUGAUGUGCUGACCACCUCUGCAUAUCUUUCUGAGAGAAUACCCAUGGCAAGGCAGCGACGACAGACCCUCUCUGUAGUUUUGCCUCCAUGGCUGGCCAAACAAAGGGAGUCAGUAGCUUGGUUAUUUCCUGAAGAACUCUGCCCCCCACUGCAGUCACCGAGGUUAGACAUAACCUGUAUGUAUAACAAUGCUGUUGUGCCCUGUGAUGUACCUAUGUUACCUGGUACUGUCGCAAUAGAACGGUGUAAAGAAUUCUACAACAAUCAAUGUCAAGUGGUGUCUUACUCAUUGCAUUGUCUCGAGGGUGGAUCAUGGGACUACCCACUCUUCAUCUGCAAACCAGCCGACGUGUGUAAGCAGGAAGGCAAAAAAUACUGGACGUGGAAAAGAGAGAGCGAAUGUGAGUCGCAUAAAGGUACAGGAAACGGAACACCAUCUGGGAAAUGCAAUAUUAUAAACCAGGAUCCCUAUGUUUGCUGUGAACUAAAUUAUACUACAAACAGAGCACCCGUGGUACUACAACCCGCGGAUAGAAAAAGUGUCAAAAUGUGUAAGAGAUACGCAGAGGCGGUGUUCCAGUCAGUUGUUCUACCAAACAAAGUUACCCCUGAAAGGAUAGACUCUUGUGCCCUAGUAGAGCCUAUAGCAGCUGCAGCACCGACAAGCUAUGACCAUGUACCUGACCCUCCCAGGAAUGCUCAGCCUAGAGAGUUUCCUCAUAUGGCUGUUAUCGGAUAUGGAGUUAAAAGUAUGAAGCGGCCUAUGGUCAGAUGCGUAGGCAGCCUAGUUAGUGAGCGUUAUGUCAUCAGUUUGGCUAGAUGUGCAAAUAACCAUCUAGGGAAGGCAGCAUGGGUCAGACUUGGCGAUUAUAACGUCAACUCGGAUUCAGACGACGUCAACAGAGAAUCUCGCACUGUCAUAUAUGACGUCAUAGAAACCAUCGUACACCCAGAUUAUCAAGAAUUGCACGAACCAAACGAGAUAUUCUACCAUGACGUAGCCUUGUACAGGCUGAAUACUGACGUCAAAUUCGACGAAUACGUGCGGCCAAUUUGUCUCCAUUCGGGGAACCGGUUUGACCAAACGUUCGCCUUAAAUAUUGGCUGGGGACCUGUUGAACCAGGGAGCAGGCCUAGUGAUGUCGUUCAGAAAGUGAAUGUUACCAUCGUAGACGACGCAGACUGUAGAGAGGCCUUCAAGUUCUACGGGGAACUCAAUGAAGGACUCGACACAAGACUGGCUGUCUGCGCUGCUCUCACAGACGGACGAGAUACUUGCACUAGUAUAGAUGGCAGCCCACUACAGAUCCGACUGCGAGAUACUUACUGCAUGUACAGCCUUGUAGGACUCGGCUACUUCGGCAACUCUUGUUUCGUCAAGUCUCCGGGAGUGUAUGUCAGAGUGUCUUACUACUUGGAUUGGAUCGAGAGUGUAGUUUGGCCUUGA